Molecule: messenger RNA, 754 nt
Organism: Centruroides sculpturatus (bark scorpion)
Lineage: Eukaryota; Metazoa; Arthropoda; Arachnida; Scorpiones; Buthidae
Exons: 1
Coding region: 17-754 (245 amino acids)
Source: RefSeq, a predicted model, not a curated record
UUUUAAAACACAUCUGAUGAAUUUAGCUGCCAAGGUUAAUACCAGAAACAACAUCCUCCAAAGACUAUGUGGAACUACAUGGGGUUCUUCGCCGUCCACCUUACGGAUCUCUGCUCUUGGCUUGGUUUUCUCUGCAGCAGAAUACUGUGCACCGGUAUGGAUGAACAGUACUCACAUUAAAAAACUGGAUGCCCAACUAAAUGCUACUCUACGUAUCAUAACAGGUACUCUUAAAUCAACUCCUAUUCACUGGUUACCUAUUUUGAGCCAUAUCCCUCCAUCUGCACUCCGAAGGGACAGCACUUUGCUCAGGGAAUAUAGGAAAAUAUUGUCUAAUCCACAACUUCCGAUCCAUCAGGAUAUUGAUGACCUCAACAUAAAUCGACUUAAAUCAAGACACCCUCCUCUUAUAAGAGCUAAAUCCCUGCAUUCCAAUAAUUUCAACCUCACUGAAUCUUGGAAAAGGCUCUGGGCUGAUGUCUCUCCGGUGGACAGUCGACAACUUCCUUGUAUCACAAAGCGACCACCUGGAUUUGAGUUAUCCAGAAAUCUUUGGAGUGUGUUAAAUAGGAUUCGGACCAAACAUGGGUUGUGCAGGGACAGUCUUUUUAGGUGGGGAAAAGUUGCAUCCGCACAGUGUGACUGUGGUGCUGAAAGACAGACUAUACAUCAUAUCUUGGAAGAUUGUCCAGUAAGAUCUUUUUCGGGACAACUGAGUGACUUCUUGAUUAUGACUGAAAUAUUGAAUAAUUAA